UGGGGCUGGGCCUGGGCUUGGGCCUUGGGAGUGAAAAAGCGGUGGCUGAAGUGAAGAGUGAAGAGGUUGGAUAAGCAUAUGGUUAGGGUUUUUGGUUGCGAAAGAGAAAGAGAAAGCAAUGGAAGGCGUAACAGAGGGAGUGAACAACAUCAGCAUCAACAUGAACGAUUCGUAUAAGAAGAAUCGCAUUCAGGUCUCUAACACCAAGAAGCCCCUCUUUUUCUACGUCAAUCUCGCCAAGGGUGGGAGAUGAGCAAAACAAUGUUGCGGAGGCAAACAAAAAAGGCAAGUUGUGAAAGCAGUCACACUGUCAGAGUGUAAAAUUAACAAAAAGGCCGAGGAGUGACCCAAUUCGAAAUUUCGUAUUGGACAGACGAGACAAAUUCUAUGGUACAAAAAGUACACUUGUAUUACAUCAGGACAAUACUUAUAUACGGUGUCCAUUCUAUGGUACAAAAUUAUUUAUAUUUAGAUUAUACAUUUUUUAUAGAAUAUUGAGAUUCAACUUAGAUGUAUAAGAUUGAUGUAUAUUGGUCAAGUGUUUGUGUUACAUGUUCCUAUUGAACAAGCAACUAACUAAACCAACAAAUGAGCAAAUUCUCGUAAGAUUCUCUCACCAAAUCAACGAUGGUCCGAAUCUGACACAAAAUGAAGAACCUCAAAUAUUGUUCUCCUUCAACACUUAUUAUUAUCUUCAUUCACAUAAAUAUACUUGUUACUUCAUGUCUCACUCGUGCAGAGGAGUUUGAUACUGUUAUCAAGCUCCCACGUUCAGGGUUGAGAAGAACAAGAUCUAGAUGGGUUCUUUCUGUCGGUGAUUAUGGUGCAGAAGGGGACGGGGUUCAUAAUGACACUGAGGCCUUCCUGGAGGCUUGGAAUGUGGCUUGUUCUCUCCCUGGAUUUAUAAAUGUGGUUUUUCCAUAUGGGAAAACUUUUCUUGUCCAUCCAGUUGACAUUGGUGGGCCUUGUCGAUCUAAGAUCACUUUGAGGAUCUCAGGUACAAUCGUUGCACCACCAGAUCCUGCAAUGUGGCAUGGUUUAAAUCAGCGCAAAUGGCUUUACUUCCAUGGGGUGAAUCACCUUACUGUAGAUGGUGGAGGGAGGAUCAAUGGAAUGGGACACGAAUGGUGGGACAGAUCUUGCAAGACCAACUCCACAAAUCCAUGUCAUCCUGCUCCAACGGCAUUGACUUUUCAUAGAUGCAAGGAUCUGAAAGUCAGAAAUCUUAUGCUGUUAAAUAGCCAACAAAUGCACAUGUCAUUCACCAACUGUAUGCGGGUAGUAGCAUCCCGUCUCAAAGUAUUAGCACCUGCUUUCAGUCCUAAUACUGAUGGAAUUCACAUUAGUGCAACAAAGGGAGUUGAGAUCAAGGAUAGUGUAAUCAAAACAGGUGAUGACUGCAUUUCAAUAGUCAGAAAUUCUUCACGGAUCUGGAUCAGAAACAUCUCUUGCGGUCCUGGCCAUGGCAUAAGCAUUGGAAGCUUGGGAAAAUCAAAGAAAUGGGAGAAAGUGCAAAAUGUAAUUAUUGAUGGAGCUUAUCUUUACAAUACUGAUAAUGGGUUGAGAAUCAAAACAUGGCAGGGUGGGAGUGGCUUUGCUUCCAAGAUCACAUUCCAGAAUGUCUUAAUGGAAAAUGUGUCGAAUCCAAUAAUAAUAGAUCAAUACUACUGUGAUUCGCCACAUUCUUGUAGAAAUGAGACUUCUGCUGUCAGAGUGGAGAAUAUAUCCUUCAUUGAUAUACAAGGAACUUCAGCCACCGAUGAAGCAAUUAAAUUUGCUUGCAGUGAUGCCUCUCCAUGUGAAGGUUUAUAUCUAGAAAAUAUUUUUCUUGCAUCAUGCUUUGGAGGAAAUACCAGCUCUUUCUGCUGGCAAGCUCAUGGUUCUGCUCGAGGUUUUUUGUAUCCUCCUACCUGUUUCCCAAGCAGUGAUGAUGAUUUUAUCAGACAGAAUGUCUUGUUAGAGUCAAACGAUGCAAACCCUGCUAUUCAUUCCGUUUGAAUAUAAGGUUUUCUGUGCAGAUAGAUUAAAGUAGUUCAUGAAUUCCCCGGUAAUUAUUUUGUAGACUACUGUUUAAGAGGAAGGCAGAUAUGGUGAACGCUUAUGAUCCGUAUAAGAUGUUAAUUUUGUGAUGAGUUAUUUUCCUCA
Cajanus cajan (pigeon pea) is the source of this 2145-nucleotide messenger RNA. RefSeq names its product putative polygalacturonase At1g80170. Lineage: Eukaryota; Viridiplantae; Streptophyta; Magnoliopsida; Fabales; Fabaceae. Gene Ontology annotation, molecular function: polygalacturonase activity. The record is from RefSeq and is a predicted model, not a curated record. Gene Ontology annotation, biological process: carbohydrate metabolic process.